AAGCUCAAAUUCCAGAACUUCUCAACAGCCACCAGCGCAGAGUAGGAGAAAUGAACCAGCUUUCUGUAGCUGCUAUGAGCUCUAAUGGCACAAACUUCAUCAAAACCUCCUUCACCGAAGAAGAGGAAGCUCUUGUGGUUCAGUCAUGGAACGCAAUGAAGAAGGAUGCAGCCGCGCUUGGUCUCAAGUUCUUCUUAAGAAUAUUUGAAAUUGCACCUUCAGCUGCAAAGCUCUUCUCUUUCCUAAGAGACUCGCAGAUUCCGCUUGAGAAGAACCCUAAGCUCAAAGCCCAUGCAAUGUCUGUCUUCAUCAUGACAUGUGAAGCAGCGGCACAACUGAGAAAUACAGGGAAGGUUGUAGUGAAGGAGACAACCUUGAAGAAAAUUGGCACCAAACACGUCGCCUAUGGUGUAGUUGAUGAACAUUUUGAGGUUACAAGAUAUGCGUUGUUGGAAACAAUAAAAGAGGCCGUUCCUGAUAUGUGGAGCGCAGAGAUGAAGAGCGCAUGGACCGUAGCCUACAAUCACUUGGUUGCAGCUAUAAAGGAAGAGAUGAAGUCGCUCUCUUGAGUUGGAGAAAUUAUUACGUCCGGCAAUGGCACGUUCGGACGAUGGUU
This is a messenger RNA of Phalaenopsis equestris, 616 nucleotides long. Its product is annotated as non-symbiotic hemoglobin 1-like. Lineage: Eukaryota; Viridiplantae; Streptophyta; Magnoliopsida; Asparagales; Orchidaceae. The record is from RefSeq and is a predicted model, not a curated record. Bases 51 to 569 code for a protein of 172 amino acids. The transcript has 4 exons. Gene Ontology annotation, molecular function: oxygen binding; heme binding.